UGAAGACAGUGGCUGAAGGAAGAUUCAAAGAAAGAUUACUUUAAUUGAGGAAAAGUCCAAAAGCAAUUAUUCCUGUUGAACAUUGGUUUAACCAUAAAGACUUUUGCCUAAUUAUUACAUUUGUGAAAACGUGUUCUAAGAUGUCAGAAGGAAUCUACGAAUUUGAAGAGAAUGUAAUUGGCACAAAUAUUGACUGCCCAACAUAUGCCAAUGUAGAAGGCUACAAGCCCAAACCAGGUGGAGUCGUCAUUCAACAUUAUGUGCAUUGUCAGUGGUGGAAAAGACCUUCUGGAGUAGCUGCAGUGGGUCUGGGACUGCUGUGUGUUCUGCUUCUGGCUGGGAUAAUAGGACUGUCUGUCAACUAUGGGGUCAUUGGCCAUCAAUGCUUUACAGAAAGAGACAAACUACAGACUAGCUACAAUAACCUGACAAAAGAUAGAGACCGGCUACAGACUUUUUACAAAAACGUGUCUGAAGAGAGAGACAAACUACAAAGAGAGAGAGACCUCUUUCAGACGGUACUUGUGAAAUCUCCAAAUGAAUGGAAAGUGUUUGGUAACAGCAUCUAUUACGUCUCCACGGAGCUAAAUAACUGGGAAUAUGCCAACCAGGACUGUCUGAAGAAAGGGACACAGCUAGUCAUCAUAAACAACCCAGAGGAACAGAAAUUCCUCAUUUCAUUAAACAUACGUACUUGGAUCGGUCUGUCUGACAUAGAGACUGAGGGGACCUGGAGAUGGGUGGAUGGCACACCUCUGACUACAGCGUACUGGGGAGCACCACAGCCUGAUAAUGGUGGUGGUACUGUAGGAGAGGAGGACUGUGCUGAAUUUGUUAAUCGGUAUACUGAACCUGUAAAGAAAUGGAAUGACAUGACAUGUACCACUAAACUGAAUUGGAUUUGUGAAAAAGUAAUUGAAUAACAAUACUUUUUAUCU
Esox lucius (northern pike) is the source of this 938-nucleotide messenger RNA. RefSeq names its product CD209 antigen-like protein E. The record is from RefSeq and is a predicted model, not a curated record. The coding region runs from base 141 to 923 and encodes 260 amino acids. The transcript is spliced from 7 exons. NCBI's taxonomy places the organism in Eukaryota, Metazoa, Chordata, Actinopteri, Esociformes, Esocidae.